CUUGGCCCCAGUGACACUUGAAAGCCUAUUUCUGAUCGAUGUUCCUCUUCUCGUAUCAAUAGAGCAUGGCUCAAGUUCACCUACUCGGCGUUCCCAACUUGGCUGAUGACUACGAUGUCACGAUAGCUCUCGCAGCCGUGCUUCACUGCGAGGAUUUUCGCGCGUUUGCGCGUGCGGAGGUCGAGGCCGUGGUCAAUCUCGACCUCCCAUCCGAAAAGCAGAAUCUGAACUUCCUGGUCGAGCUUAAGGAGAGCACAGCCGGCCCCACGAGAAACGAUGGGACAGGCACAUUGUCGCUGCCCAGUGAAGGUGUCCGACGCAGAUUCCUGGCAUGGAUGCGGGAUAAUCCUUUCAAGAUCCAGCACGGAAAAGAGAAGAAGAAGAUUCGCUUUAGAGAGGGGAGAUUUCUCAAAGACUUGGCGACGAGAUUGGCCAAGACACAGUUCAUUGACCCCGAAAUUGAACGCGUACGACAAGCUAAGAUUGAGGAACUCCGGGGAUCUCUGCGGGUCGAUGUAGUUCAGUUCGGAACUUAUUACCGGGAAUAUUCUCUAUCUGGACGUCCACCCCCAUCCAAUGCACCCCUCCCAUCACGCAAGUUCUCGAUCGAAUGGGAACAAAAGUAUUUUGACGAGGGGAACGAGCGAAGGCGAAUUGAAGGCACGCCGAGCGGGGUUGCUUGGAUGAAGUUUGAGUACGACCACAAGUUGAUUAGGAUAAGGUUGGGUGACGACACAACCGAGUACAUUGGCUCAAACAUCAAUAUUACAUUCGCCAGCAUCUCUAAGAUUGCGGUCGGUUUUGACCCACAGCCUUAUAUCUGCUUCGACACCAUCAUCCCGCCGAUGCUGGAAGAGAUCAAGUUCCAUCGCGCCAUAACUGGUGAUGACAAGAUAGACAAUGAGAAAUCUACCAAACGCAUUGGUGCAUUGCAGCCUCGCCAUCUCCGCGUCACGCCAUAUGCCCAGCAGCUGCGAAUCUUGCUUUACAACGACCGCAGGUACGACGUUAUCAAAGAAUUCCGAGACCUUUGUCGGAAGGUCGGUCUGCCGGACACUAUAUGCGUCGAUUUCAGCAGGGCGCCACAGCCCUUCGAAGCCUCGGGACGCCAAUUCUUCUCUGAGAAGAAACUGCGCAACAUCGAGACAUUCUGCCGCAAGAUGGAGUGGGGUGUGGCCUUCCAGAUUGAGGCACUUUUGCGGAAUGCGACACUCAACACCGAAGAGAUCGAAUUCUUGCAGCCAAAGAUUACUGCUUUGUGCAAGGAGAAAGGGGUUGCAUACACUGGUUCGCUGCUCCAAGAGUUCCACAGGAACAUGCACAUCAAGUCCCCCCGUGACAGCUUCAUAACCUGUUUCGAACAGACACGCGCUAAGUUUGUGGAGAACACCAUGGCCCUCCAGAACGGAGCUUUCAAUUGUUGUCAUGUCACUGUGACACCGACUCGGAUGAUUCUCGAAGGGCCGUAUCCGGUGCAGUCAAAUCGUAUCAUCAGAAAGUACCCUGGCUACGAGGGGAACUUUCUCCGUGUUGACUUUCGUGACGAGGACAAACUUCAAUACCGUUGGGCUCGUGAAGUUGACGGAAGACAGUUUAUACAAGAGCGAGUCGGCGGGAUUCUCAAGCACGGCUUGCGACUCGGAGGGAGAACCUUCGAGUUCCUGGCGUAUUCCACCUCGGCUCUGCGCACUCAUGCUGUUUGGUUCCUUGACCGAUUCCACGACAAAAACGGCAAGUGGGUCACAGCUGAUAGCAUCAGAAACGACAUUGGAGAUUUCGUUGGCACACCUCUGCUCAAAUGUCCCUCGAAAUAUGCAGCUCGGCUGGCGCAAGCGUUCACAGCGACCAACUCCUCGGUGUCCAUCAGACGAGAACAGUGGGAGGAAGUUUCGGAUCUGGUUGUACCCGGACACGAGAAGGAAGAGAAACCCAACUCCAAAUACAUCUACACUGAUGGGGUGGGGACUAUUUCCAGCAAACUUGCGGACGAGAUCUGGGCAGCUUUGCGGCCUGAUCCCCAAGAGAAUGCGGUGCGGCCGUCUGCGUUUCAAAUCCGAUUCCUUGGAUUCAAAGGCGUUGUUUCGGUGGAUGAGAUGCUGGACAAGAACGGCAAGGGAAUAAUGAUGCGGUUGCGCCCCUCGAUGCGCAAGUUCGAGUCUGACGUCCAGCAAGCUGCGAACGCACCCCUUGAAGUGGCGAUGGCCUUCGAAAAGCCAUCGACUGCAUACCUGAAUAGACCACUCGUGAUGGCUCUCGAGGACAAGGGUGUCAGAAAGAGCGCGUUUACGGGACUCCAAGACGACGCGGUCAAAGAGGCUCGCACAAUUCACGACUCAAUCGGACAAUGGCGUACUUUUAUGCAAAGCCACUCCUCCGGCGGUGCUUUUCGGUUGGCCUUCCUAUUACAGCAGCUGGAGGACCGAGACCUCAGCCUCGGGUCGAGUGGGAGGAGGCCAGGUAUCGACAACGAGUUCUUCAAGCAGCUCCGACAAGUGGCGAUGAACAACGCACUGAGAGAUAUCAAGCACAGUGCGCGAAUUCCCAUCCCGGAGAGCUAUUUGCUCGUUGGUGUCGCUGAUGAAGGACCGGCAUACAGUAUGGCUGGCAUGGAGAACGUAUACGAAUUGCCUCCCGGGAAGAUCUAUGCCUGUGUCCAGGCCAGCUUGGACGAAGAGCCUGUCUGGAUCAAGGGCUCCUGCACCAUAUCACGCAGUCCCGUUGCUCAUUUGGGAGAUAUUCAACGGGUCACUGCCAUAGGCAAACCGCCGGAAGGAAUGAUAUGCGCGUUUUCUGGCCUCAAGAAUGUCGUCGUUAUGUCAUCGAGAGAGAGGGUGAAUAUCAUUCGAGCCAAACGAAAGGAAGGUAGACGACUGAUGACCUUUCUCAGCGAUCUGUUUUCUGUGAUCUCGUACUCUCAACUGUUACCGACCAGCACAGAUGACGCUGCAUCUUAUGCAGAUGGAUCGACCCUGACCCUCGAUCGCGACAGCACAGUGGAUGAUAUCUGCGACUUCGUUGUCGAAUACAUCAACUCGGACGUCUUGGGUUUACUCUCGGACCGACUUCUCAUCUUGGCCGACCAAUCGAAGGACGGAAUGUUCGACGAAGACUGCCAGAGGCUCGCCGAACUGUGUUCUCAAGCCGUGGACUAUCCUAAACAAGGGAUCCCCACUGGUUUGUGCACUGAUAUAAACUCUGAGAAUUGGCUGAUAAUUGACGUGAGGCAUGCCGCCGAGAUAGUCUCUCCGCGCGAAAACGACUACUAUCGGUCGGAGAAAGCUCUCGGAGAGCUGUACCGGGCCAUUACGCUGAAUGAUCCAGAUCCUCUGAACUCUGACAAGAGCCAGAGCAGCUCUAAUGGAGUCAACCAAUUCGCGGUCGAUCCCAUCACCUACGUUCUGGAACCGGAGGUGCAGCAGGCGUUGGGUCCUGAUUACGCAGUUCCAGAUGGCGGUUGUGCGGAAACUGCACUGAUGUUCAAAAAAUAUGAGGACGAGCUGGAGUACAUCUCGACGACACACACGGUGAGCAUCAAGCCUGGUGUGAGGCUGCUCGAAUCAGAGAUCGUCGUCGGCACCAUUCUUGCCAAGUGCACGCAAAAGCGCUGGCGGAGUGACUGCAUCUACCGGAUGCAGUUCCAUGCGAAUGUGCUCGUGCAGGACCUGAAGAGACAGCUGAUGAAGAAGAACGGGGCUGCCUUCGUUGCUUUCACGAAGGAAGAUCGGUUGCUGGGGCUCAAGCGGGCUUGGGUCGCUUGGGAUUACAGCCGGAGACAUCAUGAUAAAUUUGCAGCCAAGAGCUUUGGUCUUGUUGCACUCGCUAUCAUCUUCGAGUGCUUGGAAGGCCUGGCACAAGAAUAG
This is a messenger RNA of Mycena citricolor, 3860 nucleotides long. NCBI's taxonomy places the organism in Eukaryota, Fungi, Basidiomycota, Agaricomycetes, Agaricales, Mycenaceae. The record is from the annotation of a GenBank genome assembly.